Molecule: messenger RNA, 1930 nt
Organism: Fundulus heteroclitus (mummichog)
Lineage: Eukaryota; Metazoa; Chordata; Actinopteri; Cyprinodontiformes; Fundulidae
Product: tripartite motif-containing protein 16-like
Exons: 1
Coding region: 12-1670 (552 amino acids)
Molecular function (GO): protein binding; zinc ion binding
Source: RefSeq, a predicted model, not a curated record
CAAGAGGAGAAAUGGAGCAGAACCAGCUGGACCGAGAAACCUUGUCCUGUUCGAUCUGUCAGGAUCUACUGAAGGAUCCGGUGACUAUUCCCUGUGGACACAGCUACUGUAUGAAGUGUAUUAACUUCUGGGAUGAAGAGGAUCAGAAAGGAAUCCACAGCUGCCCUCAGUGCAGGGAGACCUUCACACCGAGGCCCGUUCUGAGUAAAAACACCAUGUUAGCAGCUUUAGUGGAGCAGCUGAAGAAGACUGGACUCCAAGCUGCUCCUGCUGAUCUCUGCUAUGCUGGACCUGAAGAUGUGGCCUGUGAUUCCUGCUCUGGAAGAAAACUGAAAGCCAUCAAGUCCUGUUUAGUCUGUCUGGCCUCUUUCUGUGAGAAACACCUUCAGCCUCAUUAUGAUUCAGCUGCAUUUAAGAAACACAAGCUGGUGGAGCCCUCCAAGAACCUCCAGGAGAACAUCUGCUCUCGUCAUGAUGAGGUGAUGAAGAGGUUCUGUUGUACUGAUCAGAAGUGUAUCUGUUAUCUCUGUUCUGUGGAUGAAAAUAAAGGCCACGACACAGUGUCGGCUGCAGCAGAAAGGACUGAGAGGCAGAGAGAGCUGGAGGUGAGACGAGAAAACAUCCAGCAGGGAAUCCAGGACAGAGAGAAAGAUGUGAAGCUGCUUCAACAGGAGCUGGAGGCCAUCAAGCACUCUGCUGAUAAAACAGUGGAGGACAGUGAGAAGAUCUUCACUCAGCUGAUCCGUCUCAUCCAGAAAAGAAGCUCUGAUGUGAAGCAGCAGAUCAGAUCCCAGCAGGAAACUGAAGGGAGUCGAGUCAAAGAGCUUCAGGAGAAGCUGGAGCAGGAGAUCACUGAGCUGAAGAGGAAAGACGCUGAGCUGAAGCAGCUCUCAGACACAGAGGAUCACAACCAGUUUCUCCACAACUACCCCUCACUGUCAGCACUCAGUGAAUCUACACACUCAUCCAGCAUCAAGAUCCGUCCUCUGAGCUACUUUGAGGAUGUGACAGCAGCUGUGUCAGAGCUCAGAGAUCAACUACAGGACAUCCUGAGAGACGCAUGGACAAACAUCUCACUGAGACUCACUGAGGUGGAUGUUUUACUGUCAGAACCAGAACCAAAGAGCAGAGCUGGAUUCUUGAGAUAUUCAUGUGAAAUCACACUGGAUCCAAACACAGCAUACAGUCGUCUGUUACUAUCAGAGGGGAACAGGAAGGUGACAUUGAUGGAUCAACCUCAGUCUUAUUCUAGUAUUCCAGACAGAUUUACUAAGUGCCAUCAAGUCCUGAGUAGAGAGAGUCUGACUGGACGUUGUUACUGGGAGGUGGAGAGGAUAGGGAAAGCUUCUGUAGCAGUCGCAUACAAGAACAUCAGCAGAGGAGUGAACUGGAAAGUAAGUGGACUUGGACGUUCUGACAAAUCUUGGGGAUUAGCAUGUUCCCCAGACAGUUAUCAUUUUAUUCACAACAGCAUCUGGACCUCCAUCUCAGGUCCUUGUUCCUCCAGAGUAGGAGUGUACCUGGAUCACAGAGCAGGUAUUCUGUCCUUCUACAGCGUCUCUGAAACCAUGACUCUUCUCCACAGAGUCCAGACCACCUUCACUCAGCCGCUACAUGCUGGGGUUUGGCUGGAUUACAAUUCUAGUGCUACGAUUUGUAAACUCAAAUAGACAAACAACAAAAGCAAAAACAGGAUAUUCACCUAAGUAAAACUUGUGAAUGAUGGAUAACAUACUGUUUUAAUCUAAUUAGAUUCUGAUAUAAAAUAGUGAACUGAACAGCGACCAUCUUUUUGUUUUAACAAGUAAGAUGCCAUGUUGCUUUACCUCCCCCUAAGGGAACUAUGCAUUGUUACAUGACAGAGUCCAGGAACUUUUUGCAUUUAGAGGUUAAAUAGAUGAGCUUCUGACAACUGAUACCGUUGACUUCU